AUGAGGUUUUGUUUUCUCUUCUGUGUUUUCUGUCUAAUUGUCCCCAUGAGCCUCAGUCAGCAGCCGGGUCCCCCUGGUGAGAAAGGUGACAGAGGAUUUCCUGGACCACCUGGAGCACCUGGAGCACCGGGAUUUCAGGGAGAAAAUGGACUUCCUGGAUUUCCUGGACCACCAGGAGUAGAAGGACGUGAUGGAGCAACGGGGAGUCCUGGAUUUACGGGACCGAAAGGAGAUCCUGGAUUUCCUGGACCAAUGGGGCCACCUGGAAUUGUUGGACCAUCUGGAAAACCUGGAAAACCUGGAAAACCUGGACCCGUCGCCAUGUGUGGACGAGAGCUCUUUAAUUCUUUCACACGGGAUGUUGAAGGACUGAUGAAGAUCGCCGCUAAGCUGGACCUUGCUUUAACCUUUGACUUUGUGAGGAAGGCGGGUCAGAAAUACUUUGUGUCCAACAAGGAGAGAGGAUCUUUCCAGAAGGCUGCAGAUUUCUGCCAGCAACGAGACUUGGAGCUGGCUCUGCCCCAGAGUGAGGAGGAGAACCACAUGCUGCUUCAGCUGAUGGGUCAAGAUGAGAAAAGAGUCUGGAUCAACAUCAACAUGAGAAAAGCAGAAGGGAACUUCCAGUCCGACAUGAAAAAUCGACCUCUGACCUUUACCAAAUGGGGAGAAAGACAGCCGGAUCAAAGUAUUCAGGACAUCGGCUGCAGCAUGGCGGCUGAGGACGGCACCUGGAGAGUGACACCAGACUGUUCUCUGGACGCUGACAUCAUCUGUCAGCUGUAGAAAGAUCAUCCACCAGGCAGCUUCCUGAGUAAUCUCAUAUAUGACUUUUGCUAACCUUUGUA
Gambusia affinis (western mosquitofish) is the source of this 845-nucleotide messenger RNA. Its product is annotated as collectin-43-like. Lineage: Eukaryota; Metazoa; Chordata; Actinopteri; Cyprinodontiformes; Poeciliidae. The transcript is spliced from 6 exons. Bases 1 to 783 code for a protein of 260 amino acids. The record is from RefSeq and is a predicted model, not a curated record.